GGCCCGCAGUGCCAGCGCUGCCGCCCGCUGUUCGUGGGCUCGGCGCUGGCCGGCGGCACCUGUGGGGAUACCUGGGGACUGCGGGAGACACCUGGGGAUACCUGGGGACUCACUUGGGGAAUCCACACCUGGGUGUCGGAGGGCCCCAGCGAGGCGCAGGCCGUGUGCGUGAACUGCCAGAACAACAGCGUGGGGGACAGGUGUGACACCUGCCGGGCGGGGUUCUUCCUGCUGGACGGCACCUGCACCAGGUGCCAGUGCAACGGGCACGCCGACACCUGCAACGAGCUGGACGGCACCGGCUGCCCCUGCCAGAACAACACCGAGAGCGGCGCCUGCCCCGAGCGGCGCGACUGCCACCGGCACCAGUGCUCCAAGUGCCGCGACUCCUUCCAGGGCCACCCGGUGGGCGGGCAGCAGUGCUACCGGCUGCUGGCGGUGGAGCAGGAGUACUGCCUGGACGCGGCGUCGCAGAGCCACUGCUUCCCGCCGCCGCAGCGCCGCCCGCUGCCGCCCGGCCGCUCCGUGCCCUUCGCCGUGCAGCCCAAGUUCACCAACGUGGACAUCCGGGUCACGCUGGAUGUCACCUUCGGCGCCGUGGACCUCUACGUGGCCACCUCCUACGACACCUUCGCCGUGGACGUGGAGCCGGGCACGGGCUGGCACCGGGUGCGGGUGCAGGCGCCCGGCGGGGCGGGGGGCGGUGGCACCUCGGGGACAUUCGGGGCGGGGGGCGGUGGCACCUUCAGGGCUUCGGCGAGCGCUGGUGACACCUUUGGGACGGCUGGUGGCACCUUGAGGAGCUUCGGGGCUGGCUCUGGGAGCUUUGGGGUCGGAGGAGCCGGUGGUGACAACUUUGGGACCGGUGGUGGCACCUUUGGGACUUCUUGGACCGGUUCUGGGAGCUUUGGGGCUGGAGGAACUGGUGGUGGCACCUUUGGGACCGGUGGUGGCACCUUCAGGACCUCAGGAACUGGUGGUGACACCUUGAGGACCUUCGGGACCGGUGGUGACACCUUUGGGACCGGAGGUGGCACUUUGGGGACUUCCUGGACUGGCUCUGGGACCUUUGGCACCGGUGCUGGUGACACUUUUGGGACCAGUUCUGGCACUUUUGGGACCGGUGGCACCGGUGGUGGCACCUUGAGAACUUCAGGAACCGCCGGUGACACCUCUGGGACCUUCGGUGGCACUUUUGGGACCUCCUGGACUGGUGGCCCCGGUGGUGGCACCUUUGGUGGCCCUGAAGUUCUGGAGGUGCCGGAGCCGCUCCCAGUGGCCAAACUGGGCGCACUGGUGGCCCUGGAGGUCCCAGAGGGGAUUUCGGUGGCCAAACUGGUGACCCCGGAGCUUUUGGUGGUCCAGGAGCCAACCCCGGUGGCCAAACUGGUUUUACUGGUCAAGCUGACCUUUCGGUAG
Messenger RNA from Pyrgilauda ruficollis (rufous-necked snowfinch), 1419 nucleotides. Its product is annotated as multiple epidermal growth factor-like domains protein 8. The record is from RefSeq and is a predicted model, not a curated record. The transcript is spliced from 6 exons. Lineage: Eukaryota; Metazoa; Chordata; Aves; Passeriformes; Passeridae. The annotation marks the transcript as partial.